UCUAAUGUAAAAGUUCCAAAAAGAAUGUGUAUUUAUGUAUAUGUGGUUUUAAUAAAUUUUGGAUGAAUUGUACAUUCAAAAUUUAAAAAAUGUGUAUGUUAUUUGUUACUGUAAAUAUCGCAGUUCGGACUAAUUUUUCAACACACCGUGUUUUUCCUUUCAAUUAUUUAAAUAAAGUGUACACUUCCGGAAAAUGGAAUGUGUACAAUUUUGGUUGAUAAAACCAAACGAAAAUUAUUUAGGCAUAAUACCCUGAUUAUCGUUAUCGCAAAUACACAAAUGUUUGGAAAUGGGCCAAUCAAAUUGCCAAUCAGGAAACGGAAAAACAGAUGAGUCUGGAUGUGAAAACGGAGAUGGGAAGACUAAGAAGAUUAUAGCAUAUAUUCUAGUUGGAUUUACAUUAUUCAACACUUUGAUGAUUGGAAUGAAUGGAUCACCUUUUUCGUUAAAUAGGUUUAAAAUACCCGGAAAUUACUAUAGCCUCUACGUGAGCAGGUUACACAACUGUAUGGAACUGGCCUGUUUUGUAGGUAUAGUUCUAGGUACUUUGUAUAUUCUUCCUUGCGGAAUUUAUAGUGAGUAUGUUUCUAUUGGAAUUAAUUGGAUGUAUUUUAUAGUAAAUGUUAUAUUAUUAAUAUCGUAUGUGACUGGUGGCGAAAAUGGCCAUUUGACAUUUUAUUAUUGGACAUUGGCAGCGUCUGCCACUGUCUAUGGAAUAACUCUUCAAUUUGUUUAUAAAAUGAGUGGGAGCUGUAUGCCAUAUUUUAUGGUAGGUGUUCCAAUUUCUUCUGUUUGCACCUCAUUGACACACUUUAUAGUAUUAAGCUUAUUCGGUAAUCGCAGAAAAUAUAAUACCGACUUAAUAAUUCUAACAACUGAGAUCUCUAUAUCAGUAAUUUCUACGGGUUUAACUGCAUCCAUAUGGACGGUUGCAUAUAUGUGUGGAGGAAAUAGUAAACCUAAAACUGAGAAAACUUGUCAAAAUGGAGAUAAUGAUUCAUCUGAUACCAAUAAUGAAAGUUUUAAACCAGAUGUGAUUUCUCCAAUCCUAAUGACUUCAGUUGCCCUUUCUCUUAUUUAUGCUUAUUACCCAGGUAUUGCACCAGGCCUUUUGGUUGAUUUUCGUUACGUUCACAAGAUUGACCUGGUUCUCAUGUUUAUAGUCCCACUACCCUCUAUAGUAAUUGCAGUAUUAUCUUACUCCGGAUAUGGACCUGAUGGUAAGUGGGAAUGUAGAAGACAUUGGCAUGCGUUUGUGAUUUUCAUUGUUUCGAUGAUAGUUUGUUCAAUAUUAUUUACAACUUCUCUUCAUUAUCCUCAUUCAGACGUUGGUCGUUCCAUUGUUAAUAAGCCUAUGAUGACUGGGUUUCUCACUAUACUAUUCUAUAUUAGCCAUGAAAUAAUGCUUUCAGUGGGAUUUCCGGGUAUUUCGGAGAACUGGAAUUCAAAUGCUACAACAGGAACUGGUUUGCUUUGCGGAACUGGCCUUAUGAUUUUCGUUUUAUUUGGGGAGGGUUACAUCAUUGAAUACAAAAGGCAUAAUAAGCUAAAAUGGCCAACAGAUGGAAUGGCAACACGCACUGCAUUUAACUACUGGAUGAGUAGAUCUUUUGCAAACGCCGUGGAUAAUGUAAAGUGCAUUUUCACCUCAGAUGUGAGGAGAGACAUUUUAAGAUCAGUUCAGAAAAAGGAAGUAAUUUAAUAUCUUUUUA
Messenger RNA from Theileria parva strain Muguga, 1712 nucleotides. RefSeq lists its product as uncharacterized. Bases 290 to 1702 code for a protein of 470 amino acids. The record is from RefSeq and is a predicted model, not a curated record. NCBI's taxonomy places the organism in Eukaryota, Apicomplexa, Aconoidasida, Piroplasmida, Theileriidae. The transcript has a single exon.